This is a messenger RNA of Mugil cephalus (flathead mullet), 4976 nucleotides long. RefSeq names its product FERM domain containing 6 (gene frmd6). Gene Ontology annotation, cellular component: cytoplasmic side of apical plasma membrane; cytoskeleton. The transcript is spliced from 14 exons. The coding region runs from base 634 to 2505 and encodes 623 amino acids. The record is from RefSeq and is a predicted model, not a curated record. NCBI's taxonomy places the organism in Eukaryota, Metazoa, Chordata, Actinopteri, Mugiliformes, Mugilidae. Gene Ontology annotation, biological process: positive regulation of hippo signaling.
CGAAUUCUCCUAGAGGAAUGGGGGGGUUAAGCUUCUAACACCGCCCAUAUUCUCGACGUUAACCUCAAUAAACUCACACUUGAUGUUUCAUUUACACAUAUUAUGUAAUAUAUUUGUUUGUAUUGUGAGUAUUUAUGCCGGAGAUGUUGAUUAAACGAGGCAAUAGAUGUUCAUCUUUACACCGUCUCCCCCGCUUCUACGCUUCCACGCACCGCACAUGUAUUCCUAUGUGAGUGUGACUCCAGCGGGUUCAGAGUGUGGCUCUCCACUCAAAGGCGACUAUUCUCCGAAACUUAACUGAAGUCUUUCCAAACUCUGGAUUUCUUUCCCCCCCGCCUUUUGAAAAACGCACGGUGUGGAUUAAAACGUUUCUAAAAAGGGAAUAACUUGUUUUGCCGUCAAAAGAGUGGCUGACUGCAGCUCAGGUCCUCAUGCCCUGUCUCACGCGUGCUGCUUGGCCUGCCGAGCCCGAGGGAGCUGGUUUGUCUGUUCGGGGCUGCACCUGAAGAAGUUCUGCUGCGACUGGGUGUUGGUGGCGUAGGUGCUGGGCGGCGGUGGAGGAGGGUCGUCAGAGGGCCCGGAGCCCCCGAUAGCAGGCGAAGGAGCCUGUCCCGUUGCAGCCUUACUCGAAAGAUGAACAAACUGAACUUCCACAACAACAAAACCAUGCAGGACCGCCGCUGUGUCUGUGUCUUUUUGCCCAAUGAUGACACCCUUAACGUUAUUGUCAAUGUGAAGACUUUGUGCCAGGAACUGUUGGUCCAGGUGUGUGACCUCCUGAGACUGAAGGACUGCCACCUGUUUGGACUCAGCGUCAUCCAGAAUAAUGAACACAUCUAUAUGGAACUGGAUCAGAAACUGUCCAAGUACUGCCCUAAAGAAUGGAAAAGAGAAGCCAGCAAGGGCAUCGACCAGUUUGGACCUCCAAUGAUCAUCCACUUCAGAGCUCAGUAUUAUGUCGAGAAUGGGAGAUUGAUCAGUGACCGGGCGGCCAGGUACUACUACUACUGGCACCUGAGGAAACAGGUGCUGCUCUCUCAGUGCAUCCAGAGGGAAGAGGCCUACUUCCUCCUGGCGGCCUUCGCCCUGCAGGCCGACCUCGGCAACUUCAAACGCAACAAGCACUUUGGGAAGUACUUUGAACCCGAGGCCUACUUCCCCCCGUGGGUGAUAGCCAAGCGUGGCCGCGAAUACAUCCUGAGGCACAUCCCCAACAUGCACAAAGACCAGUUUGCUCUCACGGCCUCGGAGGCGCACCUCAAGUACAUCAAGGAGUGCGCCCAGCUCGACGACGUCACGGUCCACUACUACAGGCUCUACAAGGACAAAAAAGAAGUGGAAGCCUCUCUAACGCUGGGGCUGACCUUACGUGGCAUACAGAUAUUUCAGAACGUCGGCUCCGUGAGGCAACUGUUGUACGACUUCCCCUGGACCAAUGUGGGAAAACUGGUAUUUGUGGGGAAGAAGUUUGAGAUCCUUCCCGACGGCCUGCCCUCCGCCCGGAAGCUCAUCUACUACACGGGUUGCCCCGUGCGCUCUCGCCACCUCCUGCAGCUGCUCAGCAACAGCCACCGGCUCUACAUGAACCUGCAGCCUGUUCUCAAACAGGUCCGCCGACUCGAGGAGAACGAAGAGAAGAAGCAGUACCGCGAGUCGUACAUCAGCGACGCUCUGGAGCUGGACAUGGAUCACCUGGACAAGCGUUCCCGCGCCAGCGGCAGCAGCGCGGGCAGCAUGUCGCACCACAAACGGCUGUCGCGCCACUCCACGACCAGCCACGGCAGCUCGCACACCUCCGGCAUCGAGACGGACAGCUUCCGGGCGCCGGGUCAGGCCCCACACCGGCCUCUGCGGACCUGCAGCUCGUCCACGACCAGCCACGGGAGUUCGCACACCUCCGGCAUCGAGAGCAGCGGCAAGGAGCGCAUCCUAGACGACGACGAGAUCGAGAUGCUGGUGGACGACCCCAAAGACUACGAGGAGCUCCACGAGAUGGCUCUGGACCAGGAGCUGUGCAUCCACAUCACAGAGGACAUGCUGACCAUGUCUCCCGAUCAGACCAACGGAUACUCGGGACUGAUAGUGAAGGACGUCAGCUCGUCCACGUCCAGCUCCUCCGAGACCGUCGUCAAGAUGAGAGGACAAAGCAUCGAGUCCCUGCCACAGACAUCUGCGUGCAGGAAGCCCCAGUCCUCGACCGACCGCCACAGCCAAUCACUGGACGACGUCCGGCUCUACCAGAAGGACUGCCUGCAGUGGGCGGAGCUCUGCCAGGACACCGCCCACAGCUACACGUUCGGCUGCGCUCAGGAGCUGAGCGACGGCGGCGGCGGCAGCGUCGGCGGCGGCUGUGGCAACGGCGGAGGCGUCGGCGGCGGCUACCAGGGCCUGGCCGACCAGCGCGCCGGCAUGCUCGGAGAGCAGCACCCGUUUCCCAUCAAGAGAACCAACAAGUACUUCUCCCUGGACCUGACCAACGACGAGGUCCCCGAGUUCGUGGUGUGACGGAGGCAGAAACGAAGGCGAGCUCAGGGUGGAACCGGCUUCGCUCCUCCGUGUCAGAUGUGGGGACGUUUCAGGCCUCGGGGGGGAACGAGGGCGAGACGGGAGAGUUUCAGAGGUGGUUUCAGCGAGUGAACUGGCAACAAGGACCGCAGGCUGACCCCUCAUGUGCCACUACAGACAUAAAUAACCGAGCUGACACGGAGGAUUCUGGCUGCGAUUUUUAAGAAGGAACACUGGGCUCAAGAGAAGCUGUGUCUUUAAAAUAUAAACUGCUCUCCUGUGUCAAAAUAAACAAAAAGGGAUCUUUUCAUCGUUGAAUAAACUCCUCCAAACUGGUUUAAAGGUCGGCCAUAGAUACUAACUUUACAGAAAAAAAAAAAAAGAGUGACGAUAAGACGGAGGCUCGCAUGCACAGACACGACGAGCAACGUGUCGUACGAGAUCUUCUGGAGGACACAAAGGACGGACUGAGCUACAAACCAAAGAAAAGAGGUGGAAAUAAAGUGUUUUCUACGUCCGCAUCGCUCCCGCUGCGUGACAGAACAUUUCAGAGUCACGCCGCGAGGGAGGGAUGGACCCGUAAUCCUCUGCAAGAGAGCGGCUUCGUUUUACCUCAACAGGAAGUGCAGAGUGCCAACACCUUCUCUCUCUGGACUCGUAGUCACGUGAACACACACCCAACGUGCCUUCAUCACACUAUGCAGGUGUCGCCUUGACAAUCACACACCUUGUUCAACUUUAAAGAGCCAUCAGAAUUCAAUUCUCUGCUUUAUAUAUAUUUUUUUUUUUUUUUUUUUGUCCAACACAUUGUCUCCAGCAGGUCACGCUAGUUUUUCAGCAUUCAAACAUCAAAAAGAUCCGGAUUUCACGCCCGCUUUGUGUUCUGUUAAAAUCCGGCCCGAGCUCCGCGGCAGGAAUGAGGCCGAGUGAGUCCCUGCGUGUUCAGACUCGACGCUGGAGUUCGUGGCCACAAAAGUUUCUCUGUAAUCUCGACUCAAAAUGGAGCCCGGUUUGGUCGCCGGCCAGAACGAAAAAACGCACACAUGUCGACGCGCACACGUCCCACGUCUUCCUUCCACUCGUCAUCUGCUAUUUUAAACUGGAAAUCGUUUUUGUUUGUUUGUUUUUAAUUCCACCCACUGUCGUUGCGUUGAACUGUUAUUCAGUAUUACGAGCAAAUGUAGGUGACAGUAUUAAGGACCUGAGGCUCGAACAAGACAGACUGGUUUUUAUCGUUUUAAUUUCACAGUAAGAUUGAGGAGAAUCAGGAGGUAGUUGAGAGGACGUAACAGGAGCUGUUACUGAGUCACUAUAACAACACUACGAGAGGUGGGAACGAGGACAGGACGAGCAAAGUGUUUGAUUUGCCUUCUCAUUGUGUGACUUGUUUGUUUUUAAACCAUUUUUAACACUAAGACUGAGGUGAAAAAACCACAGAAAUGCAUUUUCAUUUACAUUUUUAAAAACAUUCAAGUAGGUCAAAUCACCUUUAAACAUUUUAUUUUAUUUAAAAAAAAAAAAAAAGAAAAAGAGAGAGACUGAAUUCUGCUGUUUUAUUAUAAUUAAGGGUCAUUUUGUGUAAUUUAUUCAGUGUUUUUUUGCCAAGACGAUAAAACCACUUGGACAUAAACAGCCGCAGCUCAACUUAGCAUAAAGGCAGGCAACAGUUAGCGUAGCUCCUCUAAAAGCUAACCCAGCGAACGUCUUAUUUUUAUUGUCUUUGGUAAAUUAACGUGUGAAUCCAUCAGCUUUGGACGUCCUCGCCGAUGGAAUUUGCCUGUUUCCAAUCUUCAUGCUAAGCUAACAAACUCCUAAAUCCUGGCAAUCAAUCAGUUUUUAAAAGAUACAAAAACUGAGUUGGUAAAUGCGGUUAAGCUCCAGCUACUCUUGAGCCGCGCUGUAUGACGUUGUUUUUUAAUCCGCAAAGCUGUUAGCAGCCCUUUAUUUUUCCAGUCGUCCCAGGUCGGAGUCAAGUAUUCCCAUGUCUUCUCAGCUGCAUUUUCAGUGUAAUGCGUAACAAACACACGGAUUUGACACUUCUUCUGUGUAACUAAGAGCAACUUCUAUGUGUCUUAUCAACUUAUAAUUACUCGUUAAAGUCAUGAUUUGAUGGUCGACGGUUUUUCUUGUGUUAAAAACAGCAUGUGUUAAGGUACAUAGCCAUACAAGUCAUAACCCGUGUCCUUAAAAGUGUUCAUGAUUUGUUCCUAAACUUACUUUUUCUGGCUAUAAAACAUAUAUGGUCGUACUUACACUUCGUAAGAGUCUGUAUGUCUGUGUGUCUUUAAUCCUUUCUGUGAAAGGAUCUCCCUGCGGGAAGAAAUGAUUUUUUUUUUUUUUUUUUGUCAACUUGUUGUUAAAAAAACGGAAAAAAAAGAAAGAAAAAAGAUUUGUUAUAAUGAAGUCUGGUUUGUGCCUUCUUGGUACUAAUGCCGUCAAUACCCCAAUAAAUAAUAGGUACAUUUAUCUAA